AUGACAGUCGCCAACGGAAGCCUCGAAAUGCGCAAUGGCGCAAAGCACUCAGUAACAAUGGCCAACGGCAGCUCUGACGGACACAAUGGCGUGCACUCGUCCAGCAGCGACGAAGACGAGUCAACUCGACGCAGCAGCGAUCCUCGUCCAGCAUACAAGCGCAAGAUGUCGACACCAUUGGCUCCUNCCUUUAUGGUUUCAGCUCCUGGAAAGGUCAUUGUCUACGGCGAACAUGCUGUCGUCCAUGGAAAGGCUGCUAUGGCUGCUGCCAUCUCACUCCGUUCCUACAUGCUCGUCACCACGCUCUCCAAGUCACGCCGUACCAUUACUUUGCGCUUCCGCGAUAUCGACCUCGACCACACCUGGGACAUUGACUCUCUCCCGUGGGAUGCCUUCUCCCACCCCGAUCGCAGAAAGCGCUACUACGACCUCGUCACCGAACUUGAUCCCGUCCUUGUCGACGCCAUGAAACCUCACAUACUCAACGUUUCUCCUCAUAUCCCACUUCACGAGCAAAAGAUACACCAGGCCGCAGCAUCGUCUUUCCUAUACCUCUUCCUUUCUCUCGGCAACAAGUCUUCGCCUGCCACCAUUUACACUUUACGUUCUACGAUACCCAUCGGCGCCGGUCUCGGUUCCAGCGCCAGCAUUUCUGUUUGCAUAGCUACUUCCCUUUUAAUUCAGGCUCGCGCUCUUUCUGGCCCGCACCCUGAUCAGAUGCCCGAAGAGGCAGAGAAACAAAUAGAGAGGAUCAAUCAAUGGUCUUUUGUGGGCGAGAUGCUCAUUCACGGCAAUCCUUCAGGAGUGGAUAAUACAGUUGCUUCAGGCGGCAAGGCUGUCUUGUUCAAACGCGCAGACUACGCAAAGCCCCCGCUAGUACUGCCUCUACGAAACUUCCCAGAGCUACCGCUACUUUUGGUGGACACGAAACAACCAAAGAGCACUGCUGCAGAGGUCGCAAAGGUGGCUCAAUUGAAGAAGACACAACCCAAGAUCGCCAACCACAUUCUGGACGCUAUAGAUAAUGUCACCGAGUCGGCACACGCCUUGAUCACCAGCCCUGACUUCGAUCCCAAGGACCCUUCAGCACUUACUCAACUCGGCGAACUGGUAUCGAUAAACCAUGGUCUACUGGUCAGUCUAGGAGUUUCACAUCCCAAACUCGAGCGUCUGCGUGAACUCGUAGAUACGGCGGGAGCUGGAUGGACCAAACUCACGGGUGCAGGCGGAGGCGGCUGCGCAUUUACUCUGCUCAAGCCAGAUCUACCUGCAGUCGGUGAAGAAAUGCCUGUCGCAGAAACGGUAAAUUCACAAGCAGAGACACUAGCACGGCUGGAGAAAGAACUCNAAAAGGAGGGCUUUGAGAAAUACGAGACAACACUUGGAGGCGAUGGUGUUGGUGUACUGUGGCCUGCCGUACUCGACAAUGGAAGCGACGAACUUGGAGGCGAGGAGAUUGACCAAGACAAGUUUGAAGCAGUCGAGGGCCGUGAAGGUGUCGAGAAGUUGGUCGGAGUCACAGGUGGAGUUCACGGAGGUGUACGAGAAGGCUGGAAGUUCUGGAGGAUAUAG
Aureobasidium vineae is the source of this 1572-nucleotide messenger RNA. NCBI's taxonomy places the organism in Eukaryota, Fungi, Ascomycota, Dothideomycetes, Dothideales, Saccotheciaceae. The record is from the annotation of a GenBank genome assembly.